This is a messenger RNA of Camelina sativa (false flax), 651 nucleotides long. The record is from RefSeq and is a predicted model, not a curated record. Lineage: Eukaryota; Viridiplantae; Streptophyta; Magnoliopsida; Brassicales; Brassicaceae.
AUGAACGAUAAGUACCUGAGGGAUAUAAUUCUGAGCUUCAUGAUUGCUGGGAAGGACACAAGCGCUGCAUCACUCUCUUGGUUCUUGUACAUGCUCUUCAUAAACCCACUUGUUCUGGAGAAAGUCGUACAAGAAAUAAGAGAUGUGACAUCAAGUCACGAGAAAACAACCGAUGUUGAUGGUUCCGUUGAAAGUAUAAACGAAGAGGCUCUUGAUCAGAUGCACUAUCUCCAUGCAGCCUUGUCUGAGACCUUGCGGCUUUACCCUUCUGUGCCUGUGAUAGUGAUGACAUUCUUCCAGAUGGCCAGAGUGAACAAAGGUGAUAAUAUCUACUACAUAGCCUAUGCGAUGGGUAGGAUGACUUACAUUUGGGGUCAAGAUGCUGAGGAAUUCAAGCCAGAGAGAUGGCUCAAGGACGGCGUGUUUCAACCCGAAUCACCAUUCAAAUUCAUAAGCUUUCAUGCUGGUCCACGAACCUGUCUUGGCAAGGAUUUCGCUUACAGGCAAAUGAAGAUAGUAUCAAUUGCCCUUUUUCACUUCUUUCGCUUCAAAAUGGCUGAUGAGAUGUGCAAUGUCCGUUACAAGAGAAUGCUUACACUUCACAUCAAAGGAGGACUUCAUCUCUGUGCAAUCCCAAGGACACACAUUUGA